This is a messenger RNA of Phycomyces blakesleeanus NRRL 1555(-), 710 nucleotides long. RefSeq lists its product as hypothetical. The record is from RefSeq and is a predicted model, not a curated record. Lineage: Eukaryota; Fungi; Mucoromycota; Mucoromycetes; Mucorales; Phycomycetaceae. The coding region runs from base 1 to 645 and encodes 214 amino acids. The transcript has 4 exons.
AUGGGAAAGAGUGAAAAAAUCAGCAAGUCAGAAAUUCCACUCACAGCUGUGAGAUCUGAAGAGACAGAAAAGCACCACAAGAAAAGCAAGAAAGAAAAGAAAGACAAGAAAGACAAGGAUAGCAGUAGCAAGCGAAAGAGAUCCACAGAUGAAGAGUCAGAAGAAGAAAAGGUUGUAGUAGAGACCAAGAAGGCCAAGAAGGAGAAAAAGGAAAAGAAGGAAAAGAAAGAGAAGAAGAGCAAGAAAGACAAGGAGAGUGAAACCAGUGAUUCAGAUGAUACCAAAAAGGACCGUGCUCAUGCCUGUGCAACAUCUACACCAAAGGUAUCCAAAGUAGAAGAAGAGAAAAUAGAGGAACCUGCGGCAACCACUGGAUGGAAUGACUGGUCAAAAGCCUCGUUUGGAGGUAACCAGGAACAGAAGAGCAAAUUCAUGCGUUUAUUGGGUGCCAACAAGGCAGGAAAUAAGGAAGCCGCACCUGCACCCAAGAAGAAGGGAGGUUUGUUUGGCUCCUUGAAGAGCGCAAUAGAUGAGGAUGAGAACCAGCGUAUUGCCAAUGAUCUUGAAAAGCAGUUCCAGGGCGGUUUGCAAAUGAGAAAACAGCAAUACACUGGCCAAAGAGGUGGUCUCGGAUUCAGUCGAUAAUAUAUAUAAUUUUUUUUUAAAAAAAAAUACUAGUAAAAUAAUAAUAAUAAUAAUAAUAAUAAAGA